Messenger RNA from Staurois parvus, 261 nucleotides. The record is from the annotation of a GenBank genome assembly. Lineage: Eukaryota; Metazoa; Chordata; Amphibia; Anura; Ranidae.
UAAAGUGUUACUAAACCCACAACAGUAAAAUCAGUCUGUAUAUGCAGUACAGUAUGCUUGUUAUACUCACUGUGGAACCUAAGGGGUUAAUCCUCCGCAUUGUGUAAAAAGAAUGUUUGAUCCUGACUUCUCUGACCCCCCCCCCCCCCUUCUUCCAGUGUUGUCUCCUGAUAAGACAUAUUUUGUGGAGACACUCUGCACAUGCUCAGUUUGGGGGGACUAUUGCUAGAGAGGUUUUUUUUUUUUCUUGGGAAAGUGCAU